Nerophis lumbriciformis (worm pipefish) is the source of this 2847-nucleotide messenger RNA. It is a transcript of the gene cop1, whose product is annotated as COP1 E3 ubiquitin ligase. Gene Ontology annotation, biological process: proteasome-mediated ubiquitin-dependent protein catabolic process. NCBI's taxonomy places the organism in Eukaryota, Metazoa, Chordata, Actinopteri, Syngnathiformes, Syngnathidae. The record is from RefSeq and is a predicted model, not a curated record. Gene Ontology annotation, molecular function: protein binding; ubiquitin protein ligase activity.
UUCUUCCUUUGGUCACCAAGGUAAACUCCCUCCUGUCUCACAGACAACGCUGGAGACGCCUGAAAGCACAUCUGGCGGCACCUAUGUGACACAUGCUUUCAGCUGCACCUUGUCCAGUUGGAACCACCGUUGAACCAAGGAGGACCAACGGAGGACUCCAUGUCCUCCAAGAGGAAAGUGUGUAUCCAAUUAAAACUAUAGGACAUGCAAUUGCCAUCCAUCCAUCCAUCCAUCCAUUCUCUUCCGCUUAUCCGAGGUCGGGUCAUGGGAGCAGCAGCCUAAGCAGAGUAGCCUAGACUUCUCUCUCCCCAGCCACUUUGUCCAGGUCCUCCCGGGGGAUCCCGAGGUGUUCCCAGGCCAGCGGGGAGACAUGGUCUUCCCAACAUGUCCUGGGUCUUCCCCGUGGCCUCCUACUGGUCGGAGGUGCCCUAAACACCUCCCUCGGGAGGCGUUCAGGUGGCAUUCUGACCAGAUGCCCAAACCACCUCAUCUGGCUCCUCUCCAUGUGGAGGAGCAGCGGCUUUACUUUGAUCUCCUCCUGAAUGACAGAUCUUCUCACCCUAUCUCUAAGGGAGAGACCCGCCACCCGACGAAGGAAACUCAUUUCGACCGCUUGUACCCGUGAUCUUGUCCUUUCGGUCAUAACCCAAAGCUCAUGACCAUAGGUGAGGAUGGGAACGUAGAUCGACCGCUAAAUUGAGAGCUUUGCCUUCCGGCUCAGCUCCUUCUUCACCACAACGGAUCGAUACAGUGUCCGCAAUACUGAAGACGCCGCACCGAUCCGCCUGUCGAUCUCACCAUCCACUCUUCCCUCACUCGUCAACAAGACUCCGAGCCCCAUUUGCUUCGAGAUGAUAGAAGAGGCACACAUGACCAAGUGUGGACACAGUUUUUGCUUCAAAUGCAUCCGCCAGAGUCUGGAGGACAGCAACAGGUGUCCCAAGUGCAACUACAUUGUUGACAACGUGGACCAGCUCUACCCCAACUUUCUAGUCAACGAACUGAUCCUGAAACAGAAGCAGCGAUGUGAAGAGAAGAGACUGAAGUUGGACCAUCCUAACGGAUCCAGGUGGCAGGUGUUCCAGGACGUGUUGAGUCCAGACCAGGACAACCUGGACCUGGCCAAUGUCAACCUCAUGCUGGAGCUGCUGGUUCAGAGGAAGAAGCAGCUGGAGGCGGAGUCCCAAGCCGCUCAGAGACAGAUCCUCAUGGAGUUUCUUAACGAGGCCCGGAGGAACAAAAGAGAGCAACUGGAGCAGCUCCAGAAGGAGCUCAACUUCCUUGAGGAGGACAUCAAGCGUGUUGAGGAAAUGAGCGGGCUGUACUCUCCAAAGAUGGAGGCAGAGUGUACUGUGCCCAAUGUGGAGGCUUCCUCACCUUCACGCAGCUGCAGUAGCAUCAUUGAGUCACCAGACUAUAACCCGCCUCCAGGAUUUGGUGCAACAACACAGGGCAAGAGACAGACGUGGUACAACAGCACACUAGCAUCACGCAGGAAAAGGUUGACGGCACAUUUUGAAGAUCUUGAGCAGUGUUACUUCUCCAACAAAAUGUCACGCAUCUCAGAUGAAGGCAGGACCUUGAACCAGCUGGAUGACUUCAAGGAGUGUCUGUCCAAGUUCACGCGCUACAACUCUGUCAGGCCCUUGGCCACGCUCUCCUACGCCAGCGACCUCUACAACGGCUCCAGUAUCGUGUCCAGCAUCGAGUUUGACCGAGAUUGUGACUACUUUGCCAUUGCCGGCGUGACAAAGAAGAUCAAGGUGUUUGAGUACGGCACGGUGAUCCAAGACGCGGUGGACAUCCACUAUCCUGUCAAUGAAAUGACCUGCAAUUCCAAAAUCAGCUGUAUCAGCUGGAGCAGCUAUCACAAGAACCUCCUGGCCAGCAGCGACUACGAGGGCACGGUCAUAUUAUGGGAUGGAUUUACCGGCCAGAGGUCCAAAGUCUACCAGGAACAUGAAAAGCGCUGCUGGAGUGUGGACUUUAACCUGAUGGACCCCAAGUUGCUAGCGUCUGGUUCUGAUGAUGCCAAAGUCAAGCUGUGGUCCACCAACCUGGACAACUCUGUGGCCAGCAUCGAAGCCAAGGCCAACGUCUGCUGUGUCAAGUUCAGUCCAGCCUCCCGCUAUCACCUGGCCUUUGGCUGCGCAGACCACUGUGUCCACUACUACGACCUGCGCAACACCAAGCAGCCCAUCAUGGUCUUCAAGGGCCACAGGAAGGCCGUGUCCUACGCCAAGUUUGUCAACGGGGAGGAGAUCGUUUCUGCGUCUACUGACAGCCAGUUGAAGCUGUGGAACGUCAACAAGCCUCACUGCCUGCGCUCCUUCAAAGGUCACAUCAACGAGAAGAACUUUGUGGGCCUGGCCUCCAAUGGAGACUAUGUAGCCUGUGGAAGUGAGAACAACUCCCUCUACCUGUACUACAAAGGACUGUCCAAGACCCUGCUCACCUUCAAGUUUGACACGGUGAAGAGUGUGCUGGACAAGGACAAGAAGGAGGACGACACCAACGAGUUUGUCAGCGCCGUCUGCUGGAGGGCCCUGCCACAUGGAGAGUCUAAUGUGCUGAUUGCUGCCAACAGUCAAGGAACUAUCAAGGUACUUGAGCUGGUGUGAAGUGAUCCAGGCAGGAUGAUAUCAGGUGACUCAGCAAUAAAGGUGACAGUAUCAAUAGAACAAUCAUCAAUGUGUUAGCUCCUCCUCCUCCUCAUAUUACUGCUGGUGAUGUCACACUCUGCCUGCUGCUGAUUGGAGACUUUUCUAGAUGCCCCGCCCCCUGCAGCAGAUCUAUUUUAUCAUAGUGUUUUCUAUUUGUGCAAGUGAAUAAAUUAUUUCAACUCUU